Molecule: messenger RNA, 915 nt
Organism: Populus euphratica (Euphrates poplar)
Lineage: Eukaryota; Viridiplantae; Streptophyta; Magnoliopsida; Malpighiales; Salicaceae
Exons: 5
Coding region: 137-601 (154 amino acids)
Source: RefSeq, a predicted model, not a curated record
ACCAUAUCCAAUAAACACAAAAGCCCAAACGAAAUUAGAUCGUGGUAAAGUUUUUACAAAGGUCACUGAAUUCCCCAUCUAUAACUAAUUAAAAUUAUCCAAAUACAAAUCUCUAUCUUUCUUUUAAUCGCGGGAAAUGGAAGAAGCAGCAGCAUCUCAGGUGGAUCAAUCUACGGAUACAGAAUCAGUAAUCAUACAGCCAGACCUGGAUCCACCAGCGAUGUGUCCCGAUGAACCCGACCGCCGUGAACCGAAAACCAAUUUGAACCAGGGCGAGAUCUUCAAGGCACUAGAAAUCAUCGAGAGAGACUCUCUGGCCAUCGCCGGUAGUUUCACUUCUCUUUUCGCUUCACUUCGUGUCGCUCUCUCCGAGGCUACUAGUACAUCAGUUGAUCAUAUUCAGUGUUUUGGUGAUGCUACUGCUCGUCUUCAAGAAUCUGUGCUUGAUGCAGCAACGAAGGGAAAUCGGUACAUAAAUUCGUGUAUGAGAUUGAACGAGGAAAUGAAGGGCAUGGACACUCUAGCGACUCAACUAAAAAACCUGAGGAGAAAUGUCGAUGUGCUGGACUCGGCUGUGAACAAACUCCUCCGCUUUCCAUGAGCCACUAGCAUGGAGUUACUCGCCUGAAUGGUGUUUAUCACUCCCGAGAACUUUUUAUAUACAACUUAAUCUGCUUCCCAAGCUGAUUUUACUUGGGGAAGGUUUGUAUUAUUUGGUGAGAGCGUAGCUCGUUUUAAAAUUCUACCAGAAGAUUGUUUUCUGUGAAUUCGACAUCUGGCUGCGCUGGGGAGCAAUACUGUGCAUGAGAUCAUUGGUGGGCUGUUGAUAUCUGAAAGCAUGAACAGUUGUUAAGGACGAUUAAUAACAUUAGUUCAAUUGCACACUAUUUUUCCCUGGAAGGUGAAUUGAUAUUC